Molecule: messenger RNA, 1044 nt
Organism: Dermatophagoides farinae (American house dust mite)
Lineage: Eukaryota; Metazoa; Arthropoda; Arachnida; Sarcoptiformes; Pyroglyphidae
Product: serine hydrolase BPHL
Molecular function (GO): serine hydrolase activity
Source: RefSeq, a predicted model, not a curated record
GACGUUGAAUGUUUUUUAUAUAAAGAAUUUUAAGAUUGAAAAUUCCAUUUUCAUUUGUAAUUUUGUUUGAAAAACACUUAUCUGUAUUGAAUUGACAAGACGACAACGAUGAAUUUCAUAAAGAUUGGUGAAUUUAAUAUUUGUUUUGAAAAAUUUGGUCAUGGUCCAAUUGCCGUGCUAGUUAUACCGGGCGCUAUUGGUACGGCCAAAAGUGAUUUCGAUAUUCAAUUUAAUCCAAAACAUUCUGGAUGCUUAGAUUUUGAACGUUUUACAUUCAUUUGUGUUGAAUUACCUGGCUGGGGCCGUUCAAUACCACCCGAACGGCCAAUUGGACCAAAUGUUCUUCAUGAUGAUGCUGAUCGUUGUGAUGAAUUGAUGAAGAAACUUGGCUACAAUGAAUAUUCAGUUUAUGGAUGGUCAGAAGGUUCAAAAGUUGCUAUUAUUAUGGCAAGAAAAUUUGGUGGAUCUCGUAUACGAUCGUCGAUUGUACAAGGAUUAAUGACAUUCCAUACGGAUUCAGCAUCGAAAAAUAUUAUGUGGUCACGUGACAUUCAAAAUUGGGAUAUAGAAUUAUUGCGUAAAUAUGAACAAGCAUAUGGCGAUGAUAUUGAUCGUGUAGAAGAUCUUUGGCAACGACAUAUUGAUUUGGCCAUCGAAAAUUAUGGCCGUUAUUAUCCACAAGGUCUUUUAGGACCAGUACAAGAUGGUUUACGAAAAAUUCAAUGUCCAACAUUAGUAUUACAUGGUGAUCGUGAUUUUUUUAUUGAAUUAAAACAAGCUGAACAUGUUGCCGCUAAUGUACCGAAUAGUCGUUUGAUUCGUUUUCCAAAUUGUGGUCAUAAUCUUCAUCAUGUUGAAUCAAUUAAAUUCAAACAAACGGUAGAAAAUUUUCUACUCGAUAAUAACAAUUGAAAUUUAUCAUCAAAAAGAUCUUUGUGUAUUCACAUUCAUAGAUAGAAUAUCUAACUAAUUAUUCAAAUGCAGAAAAUUAAACACAAACAAAUCAAUCAAUCGAGAAUAAAUGAGAAAAAUUCAUUUUAUUUU